This is a messenger RNA of Solenopsis invicta (red fire ant), 3884 nucleotides long. Its product is annotated as F-box/LRR-repeat protein 3. The transcript has 4 exons. The record is from RefSeq and is a predicted model, not a curated record. Bases 2518 to 3327 code for a protein of 269 amino acids. NCBI's taxonomy places the organism in Eukaryota, Metazoa, Arthropoda, Insecta, Hymenoptera, Formicidae. Gene Ontology annotation, biological process: SCF-dependent proteasomal ubiquitin-dependent protein catabolic process. Gene Ontology annotation, cellular component: SCF ubiquitin ligase complex.
GUCUCCAUUAGGCUUUUUAGUCUUUUUUUAGUCUUCAUUUUGUUUGUUAGCAACUUUUACUAUAAAAUUGUGCUAAAUAUUACAUGUAACAACUUUCCCAUGCCUUUGACAACGAUUGUAACAUAUGUACAAUGCAAGUCAAUUAUACAUUGGUAUAAUUGACUGGAAUAAUACAACCUUCAUGAAUGUCAGAAAGACGUGAAGGGGCACAAACGGUCCGCGCACGUGAGCUUGGCAGCACGUGGACAGCUAGUGAAAGGAAUGUGCGAGUAGUUAAUAACUAAAUAAAUAAACAGUCACCGAUUCGAUGGUGACAUUUAAAGAGAUUUCUUCAUCAUUGCCGUUUAAAAAAUUAUCAAUUCGACAUCUGAUUAAAAAAAAAAAAAUUAUUACUUUAUUGUAUGAUAUAAUAUUUUAUAGAUAAUUAUUUUUAUAUAAAUUUUUUGAUUGAUUGUAUCGUGAUUAAAGCUAAAUUUCAUAGAUAAGAAAUAUGCAAGCAAAGUAAAACAUUUUAUGUUAAAGUUACUUCAAUAUUUUCUCUAUCAAAGUAAUUAUGUACAAGAAUGCAGGAAGAAUAAUAAAAAUUUUUAGAACAUUUCUCAAAUGUUCUAUACUAAUUGCAACACUUCAGAAAUACUGAAAAAAUGUACAAUUUUUAAAAAUUCUUUAUAUAUGUAAAUUCUAAAAUAUUCUAAGAUAUUUCUAAGAUCCUCAUUCUGAUUUCUGAAGAAAAUUUAUAAAAUCUGAAGAAAUUUUAGAUAUUUUUUAAAAUAUAUUUUUAGAUCAAAUCUUCAUAAAUAUAAAAUAAAUCAAAAAUUUUGGAAAAUAUUGUGGCAUAUAAAAGAAAUAGGAUAGGUAAUAUAGAGAAGAUAGCAUGUAGGAAAAGGUACAUUCAGAGGCAAUGGGAAGAUUGUAGAAUAUUAAUAGAAAAAUAUAACAAUUAAGAAGUUUAGGGAAAUAGGGGCAAAGGAUGAUCAAAUUAUUUUAAGGAGAGUGAGUUUAGAAAUGAAAGAAAAUAUUAAUUAAAGAAGAAUAAGUUGGUUAGAGGAAAGUUGGUUAAAGAAAGGUGUUGCAAUUUGCAAUAUGCAAUUACAUAUCUUCUUCAAAGUAAUAUAACGGAAGAUCAAAAAAAUACAGAUUAUAUAACAAGCGAUAUGCGAAUGAAUUUAAAGGAAUGAAUGUAUCAAACGAAAUGUAAUAAGAAGAACGCAGAUUGUAAAUAUUGUAAAUAUAAUUUGAAUAAGACGUUCUAAUCUCUUAUGAAAAAAAUAAAAUAUGAUGAUUUAGGUUUUAAGUGCAAAUUUAAGGUAUGGAUGAAUAAAUGUGAGUUAAAAAUUAGAUGUAUACCAAGUCCCUUUUUGACUAUUUUGUAAAGUUAAAGUAAUAAAUUAUUUAUCUUAAAAAUAUAAAAUACAAGAAUUUUUUUCUAAUGUAAUAAAGUAAUAAAGUAAAUUCGCAUUAGGUCACACGUUCAUCACAUUUCUGCCAUGAAAGCUUCGCGUAUAAAAUCUGAGUCCUUUACACGUGAUACACGUGAGCCGUGCGCAAAUAAUAUACGUAAGUCUCCACAACUCCACAAUCUCGAAGUCCUUGACCCUUUUCUUCCCAACUUCACUUUUACUUAACGUGCCUCGCGUGUAUGCCCUAGUCCCCACUUCCGCAAACUCCUUUCGCUUUUCUAGCAGCAUCUCGGGGAGUUAGAAAUUGUUUCACGGGCGAUCAUGGUUUGCGCGCAGAACGAAAGAACGUAUCUUCGGUUUUAUUAUCGUGUGAAAUAUCUUUACCGUAACAUUCGGAACUUCUCCCAUCGCAGAAUGUUUGAGUAUCGUGUAAGAUAGAACAUAUUAACGUGUUUUUCUUAAAAGCAUAUAGUCUACUGCUAGUGGUGUUAAGAGUAUGUACAUGAAGCGCGUUUAGCAAUUACAAGUUUAGCCAAAGAAUUUUCACUAAAGGAAUUAGCAAUAGAAUGUUUUAAUUAGUAAUAUUCGAUGCCAAGAACAGUGACCGUAAAUAGAAAACUAAAGAAUAAAAGACUAAAAAAGUGCAACAUCACUCAUAAAAGAAAAGUGUUUAAUUUUAAGAUAUUACGAUAGUGUUUUAUUUCUUGUCUUCAUUUUUUUUUUUAAAUACUUAAAUUGUGUUAAUUUUGAACGAUAUUUUAAAUGUAAACACUGUUUAAAACUAAAACAUUUUUAAGUAUUUAAAAAGUGGAGGCAGAAAUAAAACGAUAUAUAUCUUAAAAUUAAACACUUUUUUUGAAUGACAUAAACUUUACUUAACAAGGAAGUGUUUAAUUUUAAUAUUAAGAUAUUUUCUUUCUCGUUUUCGUUUUAUGUGUAAGUGAUAUAAACUUCGCAGAAACUAAAUUGCUCAACUCCUGUAAAAUGAGAUGAGAAGAUCAAGUGAGACAAUUGAUUCUCAGUGAAAUCCUGCGUUACAUCGUUUUAAUUGACGAAACUUUCGCUGAUUCAGUUUGAAAAAGUGGUGCAAAACUAAACAUCUGAUCCAGUGUCGCAAAUGUUUGCAGUAACGAGCACGGCGAGGAUCGGGCUCGACGAUGAGCGUUUCAAAUCCGCGGUAACGAUCUCUAAAACUAGGAAUGUCAAAAGCAGGAAGGAAUAUUAUUGUGAUGACGAUCCCAAAACGUUGCGCCUUGUGCGAGUCAAAGGAUUUCCGCGCCUGUUGCCCGAAGGUAUCCUCGCUCUGGCUGAUUAUUGUCGAUGGCUUCGCGAAUUAUCCUUGUCGUAUGCCUUGCUGAGCGACGAGCUGCUUCUAGCGUUAUGCUCGAUAAAGCAAAUCCACUUGAAAACUCUGCGGAUAGAAGCAUACCCAGAAGUGAAGCCUCUUCCACGUGUCAGCGACAAAGCGUGGUUCGCGUUUUCGAGUCGCUUGCCCGAUAUAAACCUUGUACUACUGUCUUACAUGACCGACGACGAUGAUCAGAAAUUGCUUUUUGCAUCGCACAUUCCUGUAACGCAUUUGUAUCUUGGGGACGCAAUGUCGGAAUCAAUAAUGUCACGAUUAAGUAAGCAAUGUCCACAAUUGAUAGAACUAAUUAUCACCGCUUAUGAUGGUCCAGUUGAUCGAUUCCUGAUUUCUAUGGCCAAGGGUUGCCCCCGACUUAGUACCGUCGGUUUGGGCGAUUGCGAAAUCACCUGUUCCGGAUUAGCGAAAUUUGUUGCGUUGUGCGCGCAUCGUCUACAGGUAUUGUACGUUUCGGAAACAUCAUUGAUAGAAGAUGCGGAUUUGGAUAUUGCUAAAGCGUCAUCGAACCUAUCUACGCUUCUCGGUCGGACAUGGGUACCGGAGUACGUACCAUUGUGGUAAUUUCCUAAGAAAAGUGAAAAAGAGGUUUCAACGAAGUUCACAGUCGUAUAAUAGAACACAUAACGAGAUAAAAUAUGCACGACGUAUUUUUCUAUUUUUUUUCACAUGAUUUUUACAUGAUAACUUACAAAGUUUUUGUAGUAUCGAACACAGAAUUCAAUGUAUUCGUUUUUAUAACGCUUAUAACAUUUGCGGUGAAGUUGUUGGAUAGUAUUAUUAAAAAUUUGAAAUAGUUUUAAUAUAUUCCACGAUAUCGUUCCGUAUGUUAAAUUAACAGAAAUCACAGAAAAUUAAUUAAUCGUUGCUGUUGAUACCAAAAAAUAGAAACUUUAUUAGAUUAUAAUAGUAAUUUUUUAUGUAAUAUAUAUAUAAAAUAAUGUAACGUUACUAGCACUUGUCUACCAAUGUUGCACAUGGUAGACAUGUAUAAUAUUUAAUAGCCAUUAUAUGUAAUAUUAUUAUGGUACAUAACAGUCUGUAUAUACAUUAUUUCUACAUUAUACUAUAAUAAAUGAUUGGGUAUUUAACAUUACGAUGUCCAGCAACAUUAACAGCAA